AUGGCUUCAACUUUCAGCAUGGCGGUCUUCGCUCGCUAUUCCGCGCUUCUCGCUGCAUUUGUCGCAUCAAGCAAUGCCGCACUUUCUUCUACUGGCUUCACCGUCAGCCUGGACGAUGUUCCUUACUACAUUGCACCGAAUGCGAUUGCUACUAUCAACAUAACGAAGGGGUUUCCCAGUGGCUCGAAAUCCGGCUUCUUUACUCCGAUUACGGUCAUUAACACUGAUGAUGUCGGCUUUUCCGGUGCAAUCUUCGAUUCAGUAGUGUCGAACUGGACGGAGACGGACGACGUUUUCCAAAGCGGGUUUCUGCAAGGGGUUUACGUUCAAUAUACCGGGCCCUCAUAUUCUUCUGCGAAGCAAGCACCCAAGCUUAACCUUGGCAAUGUUUCUGUCUUGACUGCCCAUGUUGCUACAGCCAAUGCCGUUCCGGAAGGCCCUUAUUUCAUAUCUUCUUCAGGAGACCUCUAUCAGCCAUGGCGUCUUUAUUCUGACAUCAUGGGGGCAUUUUCGGAGACCACCAUACCAAAUGCUGACGGAAGCUUCAGCGUGCUUCCUGCAAACAUCCAGGGACAAUCUCUUGCCGUUGCUGUUCCCUCUCGUCUCUCUUACACCAAGACUCCAGAGAAGCCUCUCGCCGGUGUCCGCCUUGGCGUAAAAGACAUUUAUGACAUUGCCGGAAUGAGAACAAGCAAUGGUAAUCGCGCCUGGUACCACUUCUAUCCGGAGGCAAACACGACUGCUUUGGCCGUCCAGAGACUGGUUGAUGCCGGUGCCAUCAUUGUGGGCAAGAUGAAGACUUCUCAAUUUGCUAACGGCGAGCGCGCGACCGCCGAUUGGGUUGACUACCUAUCACCUUUCAACCCUCGUGGCGAUGGCUACCAGCAGCCUUCGUCCUCCUCUUCAGGACCCGGUGCUGGCGAGGGCGCAUACGAAUGGCUUGAUAUCACUCUCGGAAGCGACACCGGUGGCUCCGUCCGCGGCCCCUCCCAGGCCCAAGGUCUCUAUGGAAACCGUCCUUCUCAUGGCUUGGUUGAACUUACGAAUGUUAUGCCUCUUGCGCCGGAGCUGGAUACUGCCGGUCUUCUCUGCCGCGAUCCCUCCAUCUGGACGGCUGCAGCCAAGGCUAUGUACUCCACCAACAUAACUAUCUCUUCAUCCUACCCGAAGCAGAUACUGCUUGCCGACUUUCCCACCGAGACUGGCGAAUACGAAAGCGACGCUCUGUUGCUGGACUUCGUGAGCAAGCUCUCCUCCUUCCUCGGUGCCAAUGCCACCGCUUUCAACAUUACUGAGGCCUGGGCAACCGACAACCCGGACACGACUCCUGUCGAGGAGCUGCUCAACAUUACGUACCCACUCCUCAUUGCAAAGGAGCAGACCCAGCUUGUGCGCGAUCCGUGGUACGCCGAGUAUGCUGCGGCCAACGACGGGCGGCUGCCCUUCGUGGACCCGGCACCGCUGGCGCGCUGGGCUUACGGCGACAACUCGUCGGCCACGAUUGCUGAGGCGGUGGCCAACAAGACGCAGUUCAUGACGUGGUUCAACAGCAGCGUGCUGGCUCCCGACGCUGAGACGUGCUCGAGCAGCCUGCUCCUCUACAUCGGCGGCACUGAGGCCGAUGUCUCCUACCGCAACUUGUAUCUCAGUUCGCCGUCCGUCCCGUUCGGCUUCAGCACGUCGCGGAUCUCGGUCUUCUCGGAGGCGCCGGAUAUGGUCGUGCCGAUCGGGCAGGCGAGCUACUUCUCGAGCAUCACGAAUCAUACGGAGGUGCUGCCGGUGACGGUCGAUUUCAUGGCUGCAAAGGGCUGCGAUGGCAUGAUCUUCUCUCUCGUGGAGGAUUUGGUGGCAGAGGGGAUUAUCAGCCUCCUCGCCGAGCUCCAGCUUGUCGUCUUCCUCCGACACACAAGCACCGCUCCCAAACUCUUCACCAACGACACAAUCCAGCAAAGCCUUGACGUUCACAGAAUCAGCCGUGGGUUCGUGCAGCUGGGGCUUUCUCCUUACACCGCUGGGAAGCGUGAUGGCCUGAAGCCUCGAGCCACUGAGCUAGCGGCCAUCAACAAAGACUUGAACUGGACAAAGCAUGAGCUGGCCAAGAGAGAUCUAGAGCAAGAAGAGAUCAUCAAGAGACUACAGAUCGAUCUGCGCUGGGCGAGGUUCCAGCUUGGAAAGAAGGAAGACAAGGAUAAGGAGCUCGAAGCUCUAAAGGCAGAGCUAGAUGCGAGACGCAAGAUUGAAGAGCGAAUGAAGGAAAACGAAGCACUAUCGGCUGGUAGCUUCAAUGGUACUACCAAAAUCGCCGGAUCGCAGGAUCAUGCGGUUGCAACGGACGACAACGAUAUGCUCUCUUUGAAGGAACAGCUAAAGCAUGAAAGGCUCGAGAAAGAACCCUACAAAGCGCUGCAUGAGAACCUCUCUUGCACGAUCAUCCCGGAUGUUCAUUCUAGCAACGAGGAUUUCCAGGCGAAAGUCGGCGCGUUGCAAGAGACCAUUGAUCUCAUUGAAGAGCAUUUCAAGGAGAGGUGCAGCCAGCUUCAGACUCAAUUGGCCCAAGCAGAGCAGCAAGUGCAUGAGAUGAAGCUCAAGCAUGCCAUCGAAGUAAGGGAAGUCGAGGAGAAAUUUAUCGUGAAGAUCGACUCCUUGCGCUACGAACUGUCCGUCAAAGAGGAAAGGUUGGAACAACAAGCCAAUGACCAUCAUGUGCAGCUUUUACAAGCUCAACAGAGGACUGCAGAGUGCCAGGCGGAAACUCACUUGGUUACCUGGGAGAAGAACAAACUCCUGGAGGAGAAGGACAAGCAGAUCGUACAACUGAAACAAGACCAGCAGAAACAGAAUGGUUGCACCCCUGAUCAGGAACGCCUCACAGAUCGAAUCAAGUUUCUUAUCCAGGAAAAAGAGCUCCAGCGUCAAGAGUGGCAGCAAAAGCUACGCAGUGCGCAGACAAACGACAGCGCCACAACGACUUCCGCAUCUUCUCUACAGGCGACUAAUGCCUCCUCCAUCCUCCUACAGAGCAUCCAGAAAUUGGAGGAGAAGUUGGCGGUGAUCGAAUCCAGGGCCAACAAGAAUGAGCAGAACUUGACCAAGAAGGUUCAAAAACUAGAAGACAAGCUCGCUCAGCUCGGACCCCUGGAACGGUUCCUCGAAGAUCGCGACUUUUCAGAUGAGAAGCGGUUGCACUUGACUUGGGACGACAUGACAUACGCUGUACGUGCUGCUGCUGCUGGCCUCUACCCGCAGACUCGACGAACCCUGGGGCACGGCCACUCCACGUACAUCGUUGAGGAUGCAUUGAGGCAUGGAUCCAGGGACCUUGUCAGCUUCGCCCUUGACAGUCCCGGCCGUUUUGUCCUUCGGUUCAAAUUCUUUGAGGCUGUCGAGAGUAUCGUGGACAAUAUCCUGUGGGAAGCGCAGAAAUUCCCAAGUGUGCGCAAGAUGCUGAAGGAGGAUUCCACAAAUGUCAAAAUGGCCUUGGAUUCGUACUUUGGUUCAUGA
Lasiodiplodia theobromae is the source of this 3501-nucleotide messenger RNA. RefSeq names its product Glutamyl-tRNA amidotransferase. The transcript is spliced from 5 exons. The record is from RefSeq and is a predicted model, not a curated record. Lineage: Eukaryota; Fungi; Ascomycota; Dothideomycetes; Botryosphaeriales; Botryosphaeriaceae. The coding region runs from base 1 to 3501 and encodes 1166 amino acids.